Molecule: messenger RNA, 1044 nt
Organism: Arctia plantaginis
Lineage: Eukaryota; Metazoa; Arthropoda; Insecta; Lepidoptera; Erebidae
Source: the annotation of a GenBank genome assembly
AUGGGUAGAUUUGGUAAUCAAGCUGAUCACUUUUUGGGUGCAUUAGCAUUCAGUAAAGGUUUAAAUAGAACCCUGAUUCUUCCUCCAUGGGUGGAAUAUCGAUAUGGAGAGCCAAGAUCAAUACAAGUGCCUUUUAAUACUUAUUUUAAUGUUCAGAAGUUGUCACAAUAUCAUAAGGUGAUAACUAUGGAGUUAUUCAUGCAUAAUAUAGCUCCUACUAUUUGGGCGAUAGAUAAACGGAUUUCAUUCUGUUAUACUCAAAGAACUGGUGAAAUUGACAACAGUUGCAAUGCUAAGUCUGGUAAUCCAUUUGGCCCAUUCUGGGAUACUUUUGGUAUUGAUUUUGUUGGAUCAGAAUUUUACGGGCCUCUAAAUUAUGAUGUUCACAAUGCUGUCAUGAUGGAGAAAUGGCAAAUCAAGUAUCCUCCAGAUAAAUUUCCUGUACUUGCCUUUACUGGGGCUCCUGCAAGUUUCCCAGUACAAAAAGAAAAUGUUCACCUUCAAAAAUAUCUACAGUGGAGUGCCGAUAUUGUAAAUAAAACAAGAUUAUUCAUAAAAAAAAAUAUGAGUGGUGGUGGCUUCAUAGGUAUCCACUUGAGAAAUGGACAAGACUGGGUUAAAGCUUGUCAGCAUAUUGGAGAUACUGUCAUGUUAUUUGCUGCUCCACAAUGUGUAGGAUAUAAAAAUGAAAGAGGACCAUUAACAUUGUCAAUGUGUUUACCGCAACCAACUGAUGUAAUUAAACAAGUGAAAAGAGCUCUCAAAAAACACGAAAACAUAAAGUAUGUAUUUGUGGCAUCAGAUUCAAACCACAUGGUUGAUGAAUUGAACAAAGGAUUACAUCGUGCAGAAGUUGCUAUUAUUCGCUUACAGCCUUCAAAUCCUCAUCUAGAUUUGGCAAUCUUAGGUCAAGCUAAUUAUUUUAUAGGUAACUGCGUGUCGUCAUAUUCAGCUUUUGUUAAAAGGGAGAGAGAUGUAACAGGCUUACCUUCCGAGUUUUGGUCAUUUCCUCAUCGGAGAAAGAGCAAACAUGAAGAGUUGUAA